This is a messenger RNA of Rhopilema esculentum, 3881 nucleotides long. Its product is annotated as SHC-transforming protein 1. Gene Ontology annotation, biological process: intracellular signal transduction; cell surface receptor protein tyrosine kinase signaling pathway. NCBI's taxonomy places the organism in Eukaryota, Metazoa, Cnidaria, Scyphozoa, Rhizostomeae, Rhizostomatidae. Gene Ontology annotation, molecular function: receptor tyrosine kinase binding. The record is from RefSeq and is a predicted model, not a curated record. Gene Ontology annotation, cellular component: plasma membrane.
CAGGAAAGAGUCGCCCAGGCAUCCCCCGACAAUAAGUUUAAUUUUGAUUCCUCAUUGAAGCGUAGGUGUUCAUUUAGAUUUACCGAGAAUUCGCAGUGCUUGAAUUAAAACAGAAGCUACACCAUCUGUUCAUAAACUCUUUGCUCUAUUUUAUCACACAUGUUUUGUUGCUCAAAGGACGAACAGGAAAAACGGAAGCAAAUUGACCGCUGACAACGUGGAAUCUUUGGCCUAAGUUUGGUUAUGUUUUGGUGACAAGUUCUUUGAUCGUUCAACGGUAAAGAAGAAAAAUAUGAAGAAAAGGUCAAUUCCAGACGCAGCAAAGGCUGAUUGGUCCAACACUGGUAGUUUCAUGAACAAACCGAAACAUGGAUGGUGUCACACGGACGGUGAAAUCGCCAGAGGUGUCACGUAUCAAGCCUUGUAUGUUGGUUGUGUGAAGAUUCUACAGUCAGUCAAAUCUGUUUCAUUGGAAGACAGAAGCAGCAUCAUCAAGAUUGCUACAGCACGAUGUUGUGAUAAAGCUGGUUUUGUAAAGUACAAAAAGAAACACAAGAUACCACAAACCAUAUCAAAAGCAUUUGGAGAUGUGUUUACUGGUUAUCGUGGUGAGAGUGUAUUGAUCACCAUUUCAAAAUCCAGCAUAAAAAUUGUUCUUGAACGAACUGGAGUGGUUAUAUGUGACCAUUACAUAGAGAACAUUUCUUUUGCAAGUGGAGGAGAGAAGGAGUAUACAUCAUUUGUUUCAUAUAUUUCAAAGGACAAUAUCUUCGAGAGAGCAUGCUUCGUCAUCGAAUGCUCGGCGGAUAUCAAACUCGAAGUCAUCCAAACCAUUGGACAGGCAUUCGAAGCAAAAUACAAAGAGGUAGUCAACAAUCCACCAAAAUUAACGGAGGUGCCAGAAAGGUUCACGCAGCCGAUAUUUCCUGUGGAGGAGGACCCAGCUCCUUCGUGUGCCGCCCAGCCCUAUGCUUCUCUGAAGCGUGAAAAUGAGAAAGACGGGGCUGGAUACUCGAAGUUGCAUGGAAAGGAGGAGAAACCAGGAUAUGCCGAGCUCAACUGUUCAGAGGCAAGGAGCUCAAAAGCAGACUUGAACGAUUACAGUGUUUUAGAAAGAGGGGCGUUUUCAAAUCAGAAUAAUGCCAUUGACUACGACCAGCUCCAUUUCGAUAAAAAAGGCAAGGGUCGUCCUACUAGCAUCCCCAUCGUCGCCGGUGCGAACUACGACCAAAUUCAAGGAAGCAACAACGAUUUCGCCGCCGUCUACGACAACCCGAUGGCAUCACCGUCAACAAAGGAUCAGAUGCUUGUUGAUUUCAACGAUAAUUCCCCUGAGUACCAAAGCAUCCCUAAUGCUGCCCCGUCGCCAUACGACAACCCCAAGGAAUUGAUGGCCGCCAAACCUUAUUCGUCGCCGUAUGACAAUCCAAAGGAUCUGUUGCGGUCUAAAGAGCUACUACCCAGUGGCAAUCCAGGAAGCUCGACCCAUUCUGCGGAAUACGACGUACCGAAAGUUCAAAGCCAUCAAUGGGAGCAGUUUGAUGAUAGCACUGAUGGAGGAGUGGCGAACGGAAAACAGUUCGACGGAGCGGGGUAUUUGGUACCAACUGGUGUCACACAGGGUUCAGCCAAAUAUGCUUCACUUAAACAUGAUAAGGAAGAUAGUGAAGAUUCAGGGGACUAUCACCCCCCUGAGGAGGUAGCAGAGUACCAACGCCCCAAUGCCACAGAAUACCAACCACCUAAUACGCACUACCAGACCCCAACGAAUGUCAAUGGGAAUCGUCCCAAGUCAUUUGUUGGUCCGCUAGACAACAAGCCUUGGUUCCAUGGAAAUAUCUCCAGACUAGACUCGGAAAUGUUGAUAGAGGAAGAUGGACAGUUUCUUGUCAGGGAAAGUUCAAGUAAUAAAGGCCAAUAUGUUCUUUCAGGAAUGAAAGAUGCCCAGCAUAGACAUCUUUUAUUGGUUGAUCCCCAUGGGCAGGUUCGAACGAAAGACAGAAAAUUUGCAACUGUCGAGGAAUUGAUUAAUUUCCACAAAAGUAAUAGCAUACCAAUUAUUUCUGGGGGCAGUGAAGUGCAAAUCUUGUUUCCAGUUGCAAGAAAGGGUCAGACAAACGUUGGUAAUAAUUCAUUUAAAAUAUAGCAAAGUAGCCUAGUUUCAUCUUAUAUCGAAUUUAUUUAGCUUCUAUUCACGUGUAUAUUUUAGAUUCAGACCAAAACUGAACAAUGCAGCCUGCGCGUUGCUUUCAUGACGUAAUCACACAAUCUCUCGAUUGUAGGAGGUCGUUUCCACUGAUUAUCAAUUCACUGUGAUUUUUAAGGUUAUGUUGAAAAUAAAUUCAUUCUGAAUUGGGGGUAGCAUGCUUUUACAGCGUUUUACAGUCGUGUAGAAAAUAAUUUCAUCUCAGCCUGUAAGCGUGGAUUGUUUUUUAACUUUAUUGGCAAAUUAUAUUGUUAAGCACUACAUGUAGGAACAUGUAGGGGUUUUUGGACUACCCGCUCUGGACCCGUGUGAAGUUAGCUACACCCGGCGAGUUUCGGUUCAUACUUUAUUAGUAUUCCAGCACUGUAGCCAACAACAAAAGACUAUAAUCUUAUAAAAUGCAGUCCUUUAUGUUAUAAAAGAUAUUGUCUUGUGCUCCUAUCUUCACCGCAACCAAUUUUUAUGAAGCCUUCCACCUUUCAAAUUCUAUUUCGUCAUCAAAGGAUCGUAGAUUUACCUGUAGUUUGGUUUGAGGCCAAAACAUUUUCUUGUUUUAAAAACUACUUCUAUUUGUUGUUAUUCUCCAUCAGCCUGAAACUGCCCAUAUUUAUCGGCUGCACAAUAUAAAAUUAACAGGCUUCAGUUCUUAAUACCUGAAGGUUAUAAUGUAUGCAGUUUUUUACGGUGUUGAAGACUUUAGCAUGGUUACAAACCACUUGUCCAGCUAUCUUUUUUAUUUUAUCAAAUAAUUUUGCUUUGCUAACCCUAGACGUUUCAUGAUGGUGGUCAAGAUUACCUUAGUUUUAUUGGGAAACCUGCCUUUGAUGUAUCAGGUGUAUCAGGAAGAAAUGCCUGUUAGAUAGCGGGAUCUUCGGCGCAGUUAUGAGUGUUGAGAUGAUUCAGAGAUAUAAGACCACUGUGGCGGCAAUGAUCGAGCCUCAGAAUGAAAUUGAGACUGAGUACGUCACUGGUAUUAUGCUUGAUAGUUAGAAUCUUGAACAUCUGACACCAUCAAGCAGUGCGAACAACAUAGAAAUGGCGAACAUUUACUGAGGGCAUCCAACUCUCUCAUUUUAUUGUUUGAUUGACACAAGCUUCAACUCUGGCUCCCUUCAUUUUGCGAUGUGUGUUAGUCAAUUAUGUAUAUGUCAGUACUGAGCUGGUCGUGAGAGUUUGUUAGUUAGUACUUUCUGAACAUUUUACUUGAACCAAAUUCAAGAAUAUGCCCCCCCCCCCUAAAUGGAAAAUGAACUGCCCGAUCUAAAAAGGGAUGAGCCACUAGCAACAUUACUCAAAACUGUACUUAAAACAAUACAAAAAUAAUUUUGGCCUUUUUGCCUACUGAUUUUUACCCUCCCUGAAAAACUUUUCAAGCAACCACCCCCUCCCCCAUCCGUUGAUACCAAACUUUGUGCCACAUUCAUCUUUGGUUAUGUGUGAGGAAUGCUUUGAUUGAAGCCCCCCCCCCCCCCCACCAACCAACCACCAAAUUCAAGCCUUUUCAGUAUUUCUUUAGUGUAUCAGAUAAUCAGUUGUUUUAAAGUGGUUAAGGUAUUCAGUUUGACGUUCCUUGUAAUUUUUCUGAUUUAAUAUUUUUGCUAUAGAUAUGUUAUCACUUGUAAAAACCAAAUCCCGGUUAAAUUAUCAUCACAAAAGUAUGUAUGUUUUUCAUGAA